AUGGGAGCUUUUCCCGAAGAUGAUGAGAUUAAGGGAUCUAGACUUGCGAGCUUGUGGAUAGCCGAGGGAUUUGUGAAACCCAAGGGAGAUAAGAGUUUGGAGAAAGAGGUCGAGGAUUACUUAAAAGCUCUAGUGGAGAGGGAUCUACUUUUGUGCAACCAAGGAUACCUUCGAGAGCCCCCAAAUCGAAGAGCUUUGGUGCUCGGGUUGCUUUUCGCGCUUUGGGGCCUUUUUAAUGUUUACUUCAAUAUCUAUAACAAGCAGGUUCUCAAAGCUUUUCAUUACCCGGUUACGAUCAGUCUAGUUCAAUUUGGAUUUGGGACUAUUGUUGUUGCUUUGAUGUGGGCAUUCAAUCUCUACAAGCGGCCUAAAAUCAGUGGAGCGCAGCUAGCUGCAAUUCUUCCAUUAGCAGUGGUGCAUACCUUAGGCAACCUCUUCACAAAUAUGAGUCUUGGAAAAGUUUCUGUCUCGUUCACUCACACAGUUAAAGCUAUGGAGCCUUUCUUCUCAGUUAUCCUGUCUUCCAUAUUUCUUGGCGAGCCUCCUACAAUUUGGGUGGUUUUGUCCCUUGUUCCAGUCGUUGGUGGAGUUGCUUUGGAAUCAAUGACUGAGGUCUCCUUCAACUGGGCGGGGUUCUGGAGUGCAAUGGCUUCAAAUUUAUCAAAUCAAUCCCGCAAUGUGCUUAGCAAAAAAAUGAUGGUUAAGAAAGAGUCACACUUCAGCUCCAUUUUCUCUUUAUGCAGGAAUCUCUUGAUAAUUACUGUCAUGUCAUUCAUCUUGAAUAUACCUGUUGCACUCUUCUUCAUGGAGGGUGUCAAGUUCACGCCUUCGUACCUUCAGGCUGCUGGGUUGAAUGUCAAUGAAAUCUACACUAGGUCCCUCUUGGCAGCUCUCUGCUUCCACGCGUAUCAGCAGGUUGCUUACAUGAUAUUGCAGCGCGUUUCGCCUGUCACCCACUCUGUUGCCAAUUGUGUUAAGCGGGUGGUGGUUAUUGUGUCAUCGGUACUCUUCUUCCAUACACCAGUUUCGCUCAUUAACGCUCUAGGUACUGCCAUAGCUCUUGCUGGAGUUUUCCUUUACUCUAGAGUAAAUAGCAUUAAGCCCAACCCAAAAACUGCUUGAAAUUACCAUUGCUAAAUGAACGUUACACGAAAUCUUCUAGUAGUGUAGUGUAGUGACAUGAUUUUUGAAGAAUUGUGACAUGUUGUGAUGAUUAGGUAGCUAUUAGUUUCACAAGAAUGAAAGAAAGUCACGAAAUAUAGUGACAUUUGAAAGUGUAAUUUAAUUUAUUACCUUUCUAAUGGAACAAAAUUUACAGUUUAUACGCACCAAGUUGAUGCGAUGUAAUUAAAUUUUGUUACAUCGAAAAGACCACUAUUUUGUUUUGGGUA
Molecule: messenger RNA, 1391 nt
Organism: Salvia splendens (bonfire salvia)
Lineage: Eukaryota; Viridiplantae; Streptophyta; Magnoliopsida; Lamiales; Lamiaceae
Product: triose phosphate/phosphate translocator, non-green plastid, chloroplastic
Exons: 10
Coding region: 1-1122 (373 amino acids)
Biological process (GO): transmembrane transport
Cellular component (GO): membrane
Molecular function (GO): transmembrane transporter activity
Source: RefSeq, a predicted model, not a curated record